Molecule: messenger RNA, 3077 nt
Organism: Scleropages formosus (Asian bonytongue)
Lineage: Eukaryota; Metazoa; Chordata; Actinopteri; Osteoglossiformes; Osteoglossidae
Gene: tbxtb
Product: T-box transcription factor Tb
Exons: 13
Coding region: 1332-2633 (433 amino acids)
Biological process (GO): mesoderm formation; cell fate specification; heart morphogenesis
Cellular component (GO): nucleus; chromatin
Molecular function (GO): DNA-binding transcription factor activity, RNA polymerase II-specific; RNA polymerase II cis-regulatory region sequence-specific DNA binding
Source: RefSeq, a predicted model, not a curated record
GUCUCGGGGAAAUGCUUUGCGAGAACGCGGAGUCGUUCGAGCCGGGUGCCCCUUUAACCUGCUCUUCAGAGAAUCCGAUCGCCUUCGCUGGAUUGAACGGGGUUGCGACUGGUCAUUGCCGUGUACCUGCCAGUCAAGUUCAGUUAAAGAGGAUUUAAACAGCAUUCUCGAAACCUGGGGCCUAAUUCCCACCUCCUUGUAGGACGCUAUACAUGGGAGGGCCUUUCAGAGAGAGACCAGCGAUCCCUCUGCUGCCCGCUGCCACUGAGGGAUACAGCACAGAGGUUCCAGUUCUGGAGAGGAAGAGAGACAAGUGAGUCCUCUGCUGCCCAUUGUCCCUGCAGCAGGACAUGAAUGAGCAAAUCUUUGCCAAACUAAGUGUCAAACCACAGGCCUAACAAUCCCACUUAGAAGGAGGACUGAGAGGCAAAUACACCUGCAAGAUAAAUCCUUCAUCUAUCACCCUUCCCGCUCCAGGAUGAACAGCAUCAAUCGUAGGGACAAGGGAAACGAAAACUGUGAGAGCAGCAAGAAGGAGGAGCACUAUGGCUGGAGAAAAGACAGGAAAAGGAAGGAAACAAGGGAAGACAACUGAGGUGAGCUGGAGAGAAGCUGGGAGAAAGAAGAGCAUAGUUGGUAGUGGCAGGAAAAUGGGGGUGGGGUAGUGUGGUAAGUUGGGUGUAUGUGGUCAGGCAUGCCGGUCUGAAGGAAUCAUUUUCUCACACCUCAGUGUCAGAGUUGACCUGAGCAAACAGGAGCAGGGUAGAGCUGGAGAGAGUCGAGGGGAAGACAAACACUUCUAGACAUCCGUCAGCGAGGACGGGCAAUGCUACGGACCUGCUGGUGAAGACCUUCAGCAUUAACGACGAGUGGGAAAGAAUCGCAUCCCCAAGCGUCGUCCCAAGAGGUCCGAACCAGAGCCGAGGAUUUGAAACACAAGGACAGCAAGUGUCUGAGGAAACUGUUUCACAUGAAUGACCCCUUCCUUGUCAGCACAGCCACUUCCCAGAAGUGCGUUGUCAUGUUAAAGGUGGAACGCGACUUCCCAUCCCGACUGAUAUGGCCGCAUCCCACCAAUUGAAGAGAGAAAGGAUCGACUUCAAAGCGAAGUCCAGCCAACCAGCUCCUCUCCAAGGUGUCCUGCGAUGUCAUGGGGACUCCGGAGACUAUUUAAUAGGGACUAAAGAGGGCUGAUGACCCGCACUCUACGUCUUAGUUGUGUGUCAUGGGAAAGCACUGCCAGCAUUGAAAGGAUAUCCCCAGGAUACACUGUCGGCACCUCCAAACAAAGUUGAUAACAUCUUGCGCAAGUCGUCCGGAUCCUGAAAAGCAUGGCAUCGAGCGAGGUCUCCGGGAAAGCUGUUCCCCACAAGGUGGACCAUCUGCUGAGCGCCGUGGCCAACGAGCUGCAGGCCGGCAGCGAGAAGGGGGACCCCACGGAGAGGGAGCUCAAAGUGCUGCUGGACGAGAACGAGCUGUGGCUCAAGUUUAAAGAGCUCACCAACGAGAUGAUCGUCACCAAGAACGGCAGGAGGAUGUUCCCCGUGCUGAAGGUGAACGUGUCGGGCCUCGACCCCAGCGCCAUGUACUCCUUCCUGCUGGACUUCGUGGCGGCGGACAACCACAGGUGGAAGUACGUGAACGGGGAGUGGGUCCCGGGGGGAAAGCCGGAGCCGCAGACCCCGAGCUGCGUGUACAUCCACCCCGACUCGCCCAACUUCGGCGCGCACUGGAUGAAGGCGCCCGUGUCCUUCAGUAAAGUGAAACUGACCAACAAGCUCAACGGAGGCGGACAGAUCAUGCUGAACUCUUUGCACAAGUACGAGCCUCGGAUACACAUCGUGCGCGUGGGUGGGCCGCAGAGGAUGGUCACGAGCUACUCCUUCCCCGAGACGCAGUUCAUCGCCGUCACCGCGUACCAGAACGAGGAGAUCACGGCGCUGAAAAUUAAAUACAACCCAUUUGCAAAGGCAUUCCUGGAUGCAAAAGAGAGAAGUGAUCAUAAGGAUGUGGACGAAACUGGUGACAGUCAACAGUCAACUUAUUCUCAAUUAGGUGGCUGGUUUAUACCAGGUACAGGAUCGCUCUGCCCCUCUCCAAACCCUCACCCUCAGUUUGGGGGUGCCCUUUCCUUACCCUCCCAUGGCUGUGACCGCUACUCUACACUGAGAAACCAUCGCUCCACACCCUAUCCUAGCUCAUACAACCACAACAGAACCGCAUCUCCCACUGGCUAUUCAGACAACUCCUCUAGCUGCCUGCCCAUGUUACCAUCGCAUGAUAACUGGUCUAGCCUCCAGGUGCCCUCUCACUCCAGCAUGCUGCCCAUGAGCCACAGCAACAACUCCAGCACCAGCUCCAGCCAAUAUCCCAGCUUAUGGUCUGUGAGCUCCUCUACCCUCACCCCAGCCUCCCAGUCCAGCGGAAUGUCCAACAGCUUGGGCUCCCAGUUCCUGCGCAGCCCCACAGGUCCAUACUCGGGCUUGUCUCAUCCGGCCACGGCAGGCCCGUCUAGUUCCCCGAUGUACGACAGUGCCGCACCAUCCGAUGUGCAUGACACCUCUCAGUAUGACGCUUCACCCCACCCACGACUUGCCAGCGUCUGGGCACCUGUCACUCCACCUCCCUUGUAAGAAAGCACAUAUCAUUAAGCAUGCAGAGGCUGUCAUAAGGCUCUCUGUUGACGUUUUUUUUUCUGGACUUGGAACAUUUAUACACGUAUGGCAUUUCUAUUCUGUACCUUUCAUUUAGAACACAGUGUACCUAAACAAAAGAUGAGUGUGAAAAGCAACUGUUAUGCUGUAGUCUACUUGGUGUAUCAGACCUCAUGACAUCAAUAACUUAACUUCUGUUUUGUAUUUAAGACAAACUAGAAAUCUGCAUGUUUCUUUUCACUGAGGCGCAUCUUUCCAGCGAGAGAAAGGAUGAAGAGUCCUCUUGGUUGUUUUUCAGAAUUUCCAAACAAUUUAUAAAAUUGUGUCAUUUCUUUGUAUUUAAAUCAUGUCAGUUUAAUUUGUAUGUAUAUUUGUGUGCCUUGACUUUUGUAGCUCUGCACUUUUUAGUGCUAACUGUACAGA